UGCCACAUCUUCUCCUUACAUCUUUCUCUUCUUCCUCCUCUCUCCUUAGUUCCUUAUUCUCCAAUUUUUCCUUUAACAAAAAAAUUCUCCUUUCGCUGAAUAGCGAUGUAAGUACAUCUUGCUGAUUUUAUAAGAGCGGAUCCUCUAACAACAUAUAUGUCGCUAUAAAAAUCGGUGCCCUUUUGAUUUUCUCAGACCUCCACGUAUAUCUCUUUUUCGCCACAAAGAAGAGAACCAAAAGAUUAGAAAAGACCCCGAGCUAGGGUUUCAUUGUGUCCAAAGAUUUGAAGGGAAAUCAAAAGCUAAAAAGAACUACAGAACCGAUAUAGGGAUCAAUCAUCAUCACCAUGUAUCAUCCAAACAUGUUCGAGUCUCAUAAUCAUAUGUUCGAUAUGAUAAAGAGCUCUGACAAUGAUUUGGGUCUUACGGGGAGCCGAGAAGACGACUUCAAGACUAAGUCUGGCGCAGAAGUCACCAUGGAGAAUCCUUUAGAAGAAGAGCUUCAAGAUCCUAAUCAGCGUCCCAAUAAAAAGAAACGAUACCACCGUCACACGCAACGCCAGAUUCAAGAGCUUGAGUCGUUCUUUAAAGAAUGUCCUCAUCCUGAUGAUAAGCAAAGAAAAGAGUUGAGCCGAGAGCUAAAUUUAGAACCUCUUCAAAUCAAAUUUUGGUUCCAAAACAAGCGCACUCAAAUGAAGGCACAACAUGAGAGGCACGAUAACUCAAUUCUGAAGUCAGACAACGACAAGCUAAGAGCAGAGAACAAUAGGUACAAGGAUGCUCUAAGCAACGCAACAUGUCCAAACUGUGGCGGUCCUGCUGCUAUAGGAGAAAUGUCAUUCGACGAACAGCAUUUAAGGAUUGAAAACGCACGUCUACGCGAAGAAAUAGAUAGAAUCUCUGCCAUAGCUGCUAAAUACGUAGGGAAGCCAAUGUUGGCUCAUUCCUCGCCUUUCUCUCAGCUCACAUCUUCACACCACAUUCCCUCACGCUCGCUUGAUCUUGAAGCUGGGAGCUUUGAGAACAACAACAGCCAGACGGGUUUUGCCGGGGAGAUGUAUAGAACAAGCGACUUUAUGAGGUCGAUUUCGAUCCCUUGUGAGGCUGAUAAACCAAUGAUUGUUGAGUUAGCGGUUGCAGCCAUGGAAGAGCUAGUGAGAAUGGCUCAGACUGGUGAUCCCUUGUGGGCUUCAAGUGAUAGUUCGGGUGAGAUUCUCAAUGAAGAGGAGUAUUUUCGAACGUUCCCUAGAGGAAUAGGGCCUAAACCAAUCGGUAUGAGAUCAGAAGCUUCUAGAGAGUCAACGGUUGUCAUCAUGAAUCAUAUCAACCUCGUUGAGACUCUAAUAGAUGUGAAUCAAUGGUCUAGUGUGUUCUGCGGGAUUGUAUCGAGAGCAUUGACGUUAGAAGUUCUCUCUACUGGCGUUGCUGGAAACUAUAAUGGGGCACUACAAGUGAUGACAGCAGAGUUCCAAGUCCCAUCACCGCUUGUUCCGACACGUGAGAACUACUUUGUUAGGUACUGUAAGCAGCAUAGCGACAGUACUUGGGCGGUUGUUGAUGUCUCUUUAGAAAGCCUACGACCGAGUCAGAUCACUAGAAGCAGAAGAAGACCCUCUGGUUGUCUGAUUCAAGAAUUGCAGAAUGGCUAUUCCAAGGUGACUUGGGUAGAACAUACAGAGUUCGAUGAUAUAUCGGUCCAUGCCAUGUAUAAACCGUUGGUUAAUACCGGUUUAGCUUUUGGUGCGAAACGUUGGGUGGCGACACUUGACCGCCAAUGUGAGCGGCUCGCGAGUUCGAUGGCCAGCAACAUUCCAACCGGUGAUCUUUCCGUGAUAACGAGUCCUGAGGGGAGGAAGAGCAUGCUGAAACUGGCGGAGAGGAUGGUGAUGAGCUUCUGUAGCGGAGUCGGCGCGUCGACUGCACACGCCUGGACGACACUUGCCGCCACAGGAUCUGACGAUGUUCGGGUCAUGACUCGGAAAAGCAUGGAUGAUCCGGGAAGGCCUCCGGGUAUCGUCUUGAGCGCCGCUACUUCGUUUUGGAUCCCAGUGGCACCUAAACGAGUGUUCGAUUUUCUCAGAGAUGAAAACUGCAGAAGCGAGUGGGAUAUACUUUCGAACGGAGGCUUGGUUGAAGAAAUGGCUCAUAUCGCAAAUGGUCGUGAUCCUGGGAACUCUGUCUCCUUACUGAGAGUCAAUAGCUCGAACUCAGGACAGAGCAACAUGUUGAUCUUACAAGAAAGCUGUACGGACGCAUCAGGAUCCUACGUGAUAUACGCACCAGUUGACAUGAUGGCUAUGAACCUUGUCCUGAGCGGUGGCGAUCCAGAUUACGUGGCUUUGUUACCAUCCGGAUUCGCUAUACUGCCUGAUGGCUCUACAAGUGGAGGAAGCGCUGGCGCCGGAGCUGCAGGAGAAGUGGUUACUUCCACAGCAAGUAAUUGCGGUUCACUACUGACGGUAGCGUUUCAGAUACUUGUUGACUCUGUUCCAACCGCUAAACUCUCUCUAGGCUCAGUGGCUACAGUCAACAGUCUCAUCAAAUGCACCGUACAGAGUAUCAAGGAUGCUUUGGCAUGUGAUGGAGCUUGAAGUUUUUCAGAAGUGAAAGAGGACAUAGUAAAGGAAGGUGUAGGAGUUUUUUUCUUGGUAAUAUUUGUUUCUUGUUUUAAUAGUCUUGUGAGAUUCUCCAAAGGAAGUCAAGAACGCACCUUUUUGCGUUUAAUCUCAUUGCGCGUUUGUAUGCGGGUGGGCCAAAAAGAGGCUUGAGAACGGGUAAAGAGGUUCGGGUAUUGACUUCUGCUGGGAACAAAAAAAUGGUUUGUUGUGAAUUCAGGCGGUUUUGCGUUUGCGUUUGCAUUUUCUCUGUUAUUAUUUUAUCUUCCACUAGAGGACAUCUUCACGUUUUGCGUCUAAUAAGUGUAUCCUGCUACUCUUUGUUAUUAUUAUUAAGCCACUUUGGUACUAAAAUAUUGUCGAUGAAACUGUGUAAAUCACUAAAAGAAUUAUGUUUAUCUC
Molecule: messenger RNA, 3017 nt
Organism: Raphanus sativus (radish)
Lineage: Eukaryota; Viridiplantae; Streptophyta; Magnoliopsida; Brassicales; Brassicaceae
Product: homeobox-leucine zipper protein MERISTEM L1-like
Exons: 11
Coding region: 348-2591 (747 amino acids)
Biological process (GO): regulation of DNA-templated transcription
Molecular function (GO): DNA-binding transcription factor activity, RNA polymerase II-specific; DNA binding; lipid binding
Source: RefSeq, a predicted model, not a curated record